Dufourea novaeangliae is the source of this 3804-nucleotide messenger RNA. It is a transcript of the gene flz, whose product is annotated as mucin-17. Bases 1 to 3804 code for a protein of 1267 amino acids. The transcript is spliced from 7 exons. Gene Ontology annotation, molecular function: serine-type endopeptidase activity. NCBI's taxonomy places the organism in Eukaryota, Metazoa, Arthropoda, Insecta, Hymenoptera, Halictidae. The record is from RefSeq and is a predicted model, not a curated record. Gene Ontology annotation, biological process: proteolysis.
AUGGCUGUCAGGAAGAGUGUCCAAUUACUCCUCGUCAUCCUUUCUUCGACGUCCGUCAUCUCGCGCUCGAAUGUGGCCCAAGCCACAGGUAGAAGAUUGUUCGGCGGUUACAGAAUAGUCCCGAAAAUCUGUCAGCCGACGAUUCCGUUGCGCGUGAAGUCGAACGAACCAGCGAUAUGCAUGUUCAACUACGAGUGCUCGAGGAGAAACGGUCAAGUGGUCGGCGCCUGUAUGGACGGAUUUCUGUUCGGCGCGUGCUGUCAACUCCCGUCGAAGAAUUCCGGCCUAGUCGAUCUUGACAAGGUCCCGAGCAACGAUGAAAUAUUCAACGUGCACGAGAUCGAUCACGUGCCGGAUAUUCCGAUCCUGUUAAAUUCGGACGGUACGCCCCUCGGGAUGACCGUGUCCCAGGAUAACACGGUGAAAACCGAGACGCCCGGUAAUAAUCAUUUGAACAACGAUGGGACCGGGUAUACAAAGAUUUCCACUUUCAAAGUCCCGUCGACAACCACCAGACCAUCGUCCAGCGUGUCAUAUGUCAUGGACAGUGUUCAAAAUGCGGAGAAACCGCAGAUACCUAUCCAACCGGAUAUAAGUCAUCUGGAGGAGGACUUUCCAGCUCUGUUAGGCCAGCAGAAUAUCCUAGACGAUCUCGCGCUGCCUGGAUUGUUGAGUCAUUCUGACUCGAACAACGACAUACAGAAUCAUCAGGACGUUUCAGCCGUCAAUCCGAUCACCACUUUGCUCAGUCCCGAUCAGAUACUUCAGAUCGCCGAUCCCGUUGAUCAGCUUCCUGCUCUGUUCUCCCAGGGACUGGGCCAGAGCAAUCACAGUUCGGCGGAGACUGUACUGUUGAACGAGAACGGGACCAUGUUGAACGAGACGUAUAAUCCUGAUGAUCUGUUCAAGCCUGGUGUCGACUCCAGCACCGAGAAGAAGAGACUCACCGAAAUACCAACCACUCAGAGGCCAAAAGUAACCGAGAGCAUGGCGUUUAUGAGCACCAAGAAGAAGCCAACGUAUGGUACCACUUAUCAAGGCAGGCCUACGAUUCAUUGGGUCAAGUUUCCUGAUCAGUCUGGAUCCCUGAAUGACGCAGCGUCUUCUGGCUCCGAACAAAUGUUCAGCACCUCGUCGAUGACCAAAUCACCGUCAAUCACGCAAAUGUACAGUAACACGCAGCGAUUGACAACGAGCUCUCCCGUUCUGGAGGACGUCACCUUCGAAAAGGUCAGCACAGUGGAAGAAAGAGUGUCCACGAAGAACGUUGAGGCUAUUGGUUCCAUUAAUGAGAGGACUACUACUCCAAUGACCACUCUGAGCGAUGAGAAAGAUGAGUUGAUUAGGGUACCGACGAUCACUUACGACACGCCAUCCGGCAACAAGAAGGACGACACGGUGGAUACAGAAGAAAUGGCCAUUAAUCAUAUAAUUUCUAUCCUUAAUGACACAAAACCAGGUUCUGGUACUACUAUUCAGACACCGAAUUCAUCCAUAAAUAAGUGGGUCAGCAUAGAUGAGACAUCGAAACCGUCUCUGGUCAGAAUUUCCACGCCGAAGCCUGCUGUACCCCCACCAACCACUGCUCAGUCUUUCCCUUAUAUUUUCUACAAGCCAAUGCAAACGUCGAACUACUACAACUAUGAAACGGUUCCCACAGAUACAACUUAUUCUCCGUAUCCAACGACCAAUACACAUCCCUCGAAACCAUUGACUCAAGCCAGUACCAGCAGCUACGGUUAUCAGACCAAAACGACUACAAAUCCUCCAGCUCCCACGGUGAUAGUUCUAGGACCUCUUGAAACGGAAUUCACCGUCGAAACUACACAGAAGACCGUCACCAAGAAGCCCGAAAUUGUCCGACCUACUGCGUCGAUCGUUAGACCCACAACUGGAUCUUUAAGGCCGAGUCUACUAACCACCAAGAAGCCCAGCGUAUCCACCACGAUAACUCACAACAUCAGUACAGUGAUUUCGAAUGUGGCCACCAAUAACGUAGUCUCGACGAGUUUCUUCAGCGUGAACGUGAAGGAUGGAACCACUUCGAGACCGACACUCAGUAACAAGUACAGUACAGAACCUGUCCUCGCUGAGAAUGAACAAGCCUCUGAGAAAGUGCCCACCAGAAGACCCACAAUUUGGACCACCCUAGCACCCUGGUCGGACAAACCGAGUUUCUUCUUGAAACCGUCGACACCGUCGAUCGUGUUCCCCGACGACAAUUUAACGCCAGUGAACACCGUGAUCGUCAAAGACACCAGCGUCUCGACAACAGUGGACAUUAAAGGGACGACUGCGACACCUCCCUGCGAGGAAGAAACGCCAGCCCCUAACGACCUAAUCAACUUCCCACCGGUUCGUAAUCCAAAUCUGAACAUCUCAGCGCCCACCUCGCAGCAAGAGAAGCCCACCAUCAUCGAUACGUUCGACAAUAUCGGUUACCCUGACCUGGAGAUCCUGAACGAGAAUGAUAUACCGAUCUCAACGUUCGUCGAAGACGAUGUCCUGAAUAACAAACUCGACACAUUCGUGAACAAGAUCGUGGAGAGUCUGCAGGGCAAUUUCCAGGAUCUCAAAGAUGUUGUCUACAAUCGCACGAGUGUGACAACAGCCGCUCCUCUAUCCACCGUAACGAAAAGACCGACGACCACCACGAAGAAACCCGUGCGAAGACCAGUGUCGACGACCAAACCAUUGUCGUCGAGCACGACAAGAAGACCAGCGACCACGAAGAGACCUACAAGUCGUCCGACACCAUCGAGGCCAUCGACGGCGGAGAAACCAGGCAUCCGUCCAUCGAAACCGACCACGUUGAAACCGAAACCGACCACGGUGUCUAGCGUCACCACGAAGAAACCCCAGGUGACAACGAAACGGCCCAGACCGACCAGAAGACCCACCACAACGCUCGCUCCCACCACGGAGGCGGUAGUAGUCGAAGACGAAGAAGCUGGUCCAUUCACCACGAUCGAAACGACCACGGUUUCACAGCUACCAUCCUCAUCCGGUCUACGCUCACAAUGUGGGAUAAGACCUCUAGCCAGAGAAGGGAAGAUUGUCGGUGGUAAAGCAGCGUACUUUGGAAAAUGGCCCUGGCAGGUCCUAAUUCGCGAGGCCACGUGGCUUGGUCUCUUCACGAAGAACAAAUGCGGAGGUGUUCUCAUUACAGAGAAGUACGUCGUCACUGCUGCCCACUGUCAACCAGGAUUCUUAGCGACCCUGGUGGCAGUUUUUGGUGAGUUCGAUCUAUCCGGCGAAUUGGAGGGCAAACGAAGCCUGACGAGGAACGUUCGACGAGUGAUCGUGAACAGAGGCUACGAUCCUGCGACGUUCGAGAACGAUCUGGCUCUGCUGGAACUGGAUUCUCCUGUAGAGUUCGACGAACACAUCGUGCCGAUCUGUAUGCCGGAGGAUGGCACGGAUUAUACUGGGAGAAUGGCCACUGUCACGGGUUGGGGACGAUUGAAAUACGAUGGUGGUGUACCGUCGGUUCUCCAAGAGGUACAAGUGCCAAUCAUAAAGAACUCCGUCUGUCAGGAGAUGUUUCAGACAGCCGGCCAUUCCAAGCUGAUUCUCGAUAGCUUCCUUUGCGCUGGUUACGCCAACGGGCAGAAGGACUCGUGCGAGGGUGACAGUGGCGGGCCGUUGGUGAUGCAACGACCGGACGGAAGAUGGUUCCUGGUUGGCACGGUGUCGCACGGGAUUAAAUGCGCCGCUCCCUAUCUACCUGGUGUCUAUAUGAGGACCACUUACUUCAAGCCAUGGCUGCAGGGCGUCACCGGGACCAGAGGAUCAGGAAACUGA